This is a messenger RNA of Cryptomeria japonica (Japanese cedar), 1687 nucleotides long. RefSeq lists its product as uncharacterized. Lineage: Eukaryota; Viridiplantae; Streptophyta; Pinopsida; Cupressales; Cupressaceae. Bases 184 to 1464 code for a protein of 426 amino acids. The transcript has a single exon. The record is from RefSeq and is a predicted model, not a curated record.
CUUCUAUAACUUCGCAUCUUCAUCCAUUCCAUUAGUCUGUGGAACAAAGCUUCAUUGAUCUUCACAGUUCGGACUGCAUCUUGUUUGAGCAACUUUGUGGUGCGAGAUAUAUUCAUUGGGUAUACGACAGAGGUGGAAUAUAUACACAAGAAGUAUAGGACACAGAAUCCAGAGUGACUUAUUAUGAUACGGUGUGGGAGACUAGCCGUGGAAGGAGAAGAAGAGGUGAUUGCCGUUUCGCCCAAGAUCUCCAAACCCCGACAGAGGGUUGGAAAGUCGUCCAACAAUCCCUAUUCAUCCAGAGGCCUUGAUAAAUUUGCCAAGCUGAAUGAUGAGCUGUCUGCAAAACGGGAGUUUUAUGCCAGCAAGACAAGUACCCCUGAGGAAUUGGUGAGAUUUGCUCAUUCCAGCAGAGGGUGGAUGCCUGUGGUGUUCAAAAAUGGUGGUCAUGCUGGCCCUAAUGGGGUUUCGAUCCUGCCACCCAUCAGACCAGAUGAGCACAAGGAAAGCAAGAAUAGGAGUGAUGGGAAUGAUAUUGGUGAAGGCGAGAUUAAUGGAUUCGCUCAUUCCAGCAGAGAAUGGACGCCUGUAGAGUUAAAAAAUGGUGGUCACGGUGGCUCUGAUGGGGUUUUAAUCCUGCCACCCAUCAGAACAAAAAAGGACAAGAAAAGCAAGAAUAGGAGUGAUGGAAAUAGGGGAUAUGGGAAUGAUAUUGGGGAAGGUGAGAUUAAUGGGUCUGCAAAGAAGGGAAAGAGUGUGUCUGUGAUCAUCCUGCCAUGGUGGUCUGUAUAUCUGAAGACAGCUGUCUUUGGGGUGUUGGGUCUGAGUAUCAUUUUGGCCAGAAAGUCUGCACUGCGUGCUGCAGCCAUGGCAGCUGUGAUUGUGGUGGGUUAUCUGCAGAUGUGGCUGCAGGGAUUUGUCACAUUGGUUUCAAUUUUCUCAAAGCCUUUUCUAUACUGCAGGGGAGACAAAAGGUCUGCCAAGGGGAUAGUACAAGCACCUCCAGAGAAUAAGGUGGCUGGUGAAUGUGGGUCUGAAGGUGAGACUUUGAUUUCCUUGACUGCACCCUGUAGCCCAACUGUGUUUUACAAGGACAGUAGAAGCCAGGAACACAUCAACCAACUGGAGAGUGAGAAGCUCUAUAAUGAGAAGAAUAAGCUUGAAAGGACUGUGUCUAUGGCUGGUCGAGCUGCAAAGAAGCCCAUCAGAUUACAGGAGGCAGAGAUUUUUCUGAAGAGAAGGAAGGCAAGCAGUGGUGCCAUUGAUGCCACUGCUAUUGCUACUGUCAUGAUUAUUGUUCUCUUCUUUCUGGUUUUCUAUGGCAGACUUCCUGCAAUCUGCUUCGCAUCUGCUUGGUGGUAUGUGCUGCCCAAGUUUAGAACGAAUGGGUCUAAUGCUCCUCCCAAUGGCAGGGUGAACAUGGAUCUCCAAUCCAGAGAACACAGGAAGAAGAUCCACCGCUGACCCAUUGCUUGACAAAAACAAUGGCAAGGCAAUAUGAGGUUAAUUUUUCUGUCAUAAAAUGUAAAUGUGUCAUGUAUAUUCUUUGGUUAUAACUUAAGAAGAUUGCCAGGAAACAAAGGUUUUCUGAAAUUCCAUCCUGUGAUUUGAUUAUUCUGAAAUUCAAUCCUGUGGUGAGAUCAAAUGCAUGUUCUGCAUCAAAUACAAAACAUUUUAUUUGUUUUAU